CCCAGGCCCUUAUGAAAUUUUCCACAUGGACAAUUCGUUGAGGGUAAAGCGACUUUGUGUUGAGUAGAAAGUGUGAUCUUUCGAUAUUCUUCUUCGAUAUACCGGUGGCAGUUUGAAUUGUAUUAUGGUUUCUUCCUUGUAGUAAACGAACUGAGCCUGAAGUACUUAUUGAGAACAACAGACUUCCUCCUCUUGCUCCUUGGAAAUGUCGGACAUGGAUGACGAUUUCAUGUGUGAUGAUGAUGAAGAUUAUGACCUGGAGUACUCUGAAGACAGUGCCUCUGAGCCUGACGUGGAUUUGGAAAACCAGUACUACAAUUCCAAAGCCUUGAAAGAAGAUGAUCCUAAUGCCUCAUUGCAAAGCUUUCAGAAGGUUUUGGAUCUUGAAACAGAAAAAGGUGAAUGGGGAUUCAAAGCACUGAAACAAAUGAUCAAGAUCAACUUCAAGCUGGGCCAUUAUGAUGAGAUGAUGACCCGCUAUCAGCAGUUGCUCACAUACAUAAAGAGUGCUGUCACAAGGAACCACUCUGAAAAGUCUAUUAAUUCCAUCCUGGAUUACAUUUCAACUUCAAAGCAAAUGGAGUUGCUACAGAAUUUCUAUGAGACCACACUGGAAGCCUUGAAAGAUGCAAAGAAUGAUAGACUGUGGUUUAAGACAAACACAAAGCUAGGAAAGUUGUACUUUGACAGAGGGGAAUUCACUAAGCUGGCAAAAAUCCUGAAACAACUGCAUCAGUCUUGUCAGACGGAUGAAGGAGAAGAUGAUCUGAAGAAGGGAACUCAAUUGCUAGAAAUUUAUGCUCUGGAGAUCCAGAUGUACACAGCACAAAAAAAUAACAAGAAGCUUAAAGCUUUGUAUGAACAGUCCCUUCACAUCAAAUCUGCCAUUCCACAUCCUCUUAUUAUGGGGGUGAUCAGGGAGUGUGGUGGGAAGAUGCACUUACGGGAGGGAGACUAUGGAGCAGCUCACACUGAUUUCUUUGAGGCUUUUAAGAACUAUGAUGAGUCUGGAAGUGGAAGGCGCACAACUUGCCUGAAAUACCUUGUCCUGGCCAACAUGCUUAUGAAAUCUGGUAUCAACCCUUUUGACUCUCAGGAAGCAAAACCUUACAAAAAUGACCCAGAGAUUCUAGCCAUGACAAAUCUUGUCAGUGCCUACCAGAAUGAUGAUAUCAAUGAGUUUGAGAAAAUUCUCAAAACCAACCGCAAGAACAUAAUGGAUGAUCCCUUUAUUAGGGAACACAUUGAAGAUCUCUUAAGAAACAUCAGGACACAAGUGCUUAUCAAGCUGAUUAAGCCAUACACACGGAUCCACAUUCCAUUUAUAUCCAAAGAGUUGAACAUCGAUACAGAAGAAGUGGAAAGCCUUCUGGUACAAUGUAUACUUGACAAUACCAUUCAUGGCCGCAUUGAUCAGGUAAAUCAACUUCUUGAACUGAACAGAACAACACAGAGUGUUGAUAGGUUCCAGGGACUGGAUAGGUGGACCACACAGUUAAAUUCACUUCACACUACAGUUGUAAACAAGAUUGCCUAAGUGGCAAUUUACAUAAUCAACAGUCAAACAGACAAGUAACUGUUAAGCAGGUGCCAUAAAUCUUGCUGUAUAUGUGAGCUUCUUGGACACAUGUCUGUUGUUAAUAAAUGAAGGUUUGUGUGGUGAUUCCAAGUUAGAAGGCUCUAUUUUUAGGGUUUUUUUUUUUUUUUUCUUUUUUUUCAGUAUAUCACUUUUUUCUUAAAAUCAAUGUAGCAUUGGGAAAAAAAGAAAAUGAAUGGAGAUUGUUGUGAUUUACAAAGGCAAAACCAGUGAAAUAGUUGAGACAACAAUAAUGAAUGCCAGUAUUGGGAAUGUUAAACUUUGGUGUAUGGCUGUAGUUGUAGUUUUUUGAGGGAUCUUCUAGAAAACAUUUCAAACAUUUGGAACAAGCUUGUGGAACAGGCUAAGAGACAGUCAGUAAUUGUGAAUUCAUUAUUUGCAUGUGUAAUUUUACUCUGAGAUGAAGUCACUCUAGCCUCUUUAAAACAUUUUGUAUUUUUGUUAGAGGUACUUUAUCUGGCAAAAUAAUCAAUACAGUAAUACAAUAAAUGUUGUU
Molecule: messenger RNA, 2093 nt
Organism: Pocillopora verrucosa
Lineage: Eukaryota; Metazoa; Cnidaria; Anthozoa; Scleractinia; Pocilloporidae
Product: COP9 signalosome complex subunit 2
Biological process (GO): protein deneddylation
Cellular component (GO): COP9 signalosome
Molecular function (GO): protein binding
Source: RefSeq, a predicted model, not a curated record